Molecule: messenger RNA, 1369 nt
Organism: Cherax quadricarinatus
Lineage: Eukaryota; Metazoa; Arthropoda; Malacostraca; Decapoda; Parastacidae
Cellular component (GO): extracellular region
Molecular function (GO): chitin binding
Source: RefSeq, a predicted model, not a curated record
GACACUAGAAGCUGCAUAGUCUCGUACAGCUUCAAUAAACCGGUGGUCCCUCACAGCACUCCUGAAGCCCACCACAGUACACUUGCAAAUACACUCGAUCCAGAGUCUUCUUGAGCAGGAGUCGGUGUUGGUGGGGAAGUCCACAAGUAGUCAAGAGUCUGUUGAUUCUCAUCAUCAACACAAUUGGUCCAAGAUGCUCAAGCUCAUUUUUCUUAUUUCUUUAGCGGUGGUGAGCACCGCCGGGAUGCUCUAUGCAGACUCCUGUACACCGGAUUGUACUGGGAAAAAUGAUCUUGACAAGGUCGCAGAUCCCUUAAACUGUACCAACUAUUACAUUUGCUUGAGUGGCAUACCAUCAGACCACGCUCUACCCUGCGACGCUGGCAUGAUCUUUAAUGCUGAGGAUGGUAACUGUGCCACGGGACCUGAUUGUACACCUUCCUGUGAGGUAACAGUCUGCCCCAUCACCUGCAACGGCACCUACAGUUUCAUUAGUGAUCCAUUCGACUGCAGUACUUAUUAUAUUUGUCUCCCUAGCGAUAUUCCAGCCGUCACCUGUCCCUCUGAUAGACCUUAUUUUAACGGAGAGACCUGCGUCAAGGACAAAGGAGUAUGUUGCCAAGUUUCGUGUACUCCAUACUGUGGUCCGGGGAUCGUGGAGGCCCCCGACCCCUUUGAUUGCAGAAAGUACUACAUGUGCACUGAAGAAGGAGUACCCAAUGAAGCAUUCCACUUCCAGUGUGAUUCUGGAGAAAGCUUCGAUUACCAAACUGGCCGAUGUGCGCCAGGUGCUACCUGCAAGAACUUGUGCGACUAAGCUACAGCAGACCAGGCACGCUAACUUCAGUACUUGCAACAGAACAUGCAACACUAGAUAUAACAGAAUUUAGUGAGUACAAAACAAGAUACAACACAGAGUAAUGACUGCAAUGUAAGAUAAAACAUAAAACACGCAUGCGUGCAAGCAUGUGCACAAGCAUGUGCACAAACAUGUUCACAAUCAUGUUCACACAUACAUGCAUACAUAUACACCUGCAAAAUAACCAACAUGAUUAUUUUGCUUAUUGUGAUCUUAUUGCAUAAACAUACAUACAUACAUACAUACUCAUACACACAUACAUACAAGGAUACACACACAUAGUACCUGCUGCAGUAUUUACCACAUUUUUCAAUAUAUAUAAACUAGCAUUAUUAUAUACUUUAUUCACAACUGAUUUGUAUAUAUAAUAUAAUUUACAGUAAUAUUCUGGGUAAUAAAUCAUAAGAUCCAUCAAUGUAACUUUAACAUUUGUCUGUGUAAUAAAAAUGUUUAUUUGUACAAUGUUUGAACAUAGAACUAAAAUGUAAUAGUAAAAUAUUAUUAUUAUUA